GAGCAGAAUAAACGCCGGAAAUGUGGAGCUUCUUUUAAUUGGUAACCUUUUACUGUUCUGCAUGUGCACUGCAUUUGGUGAGAGGUAACUAGGUGUACGUGUGUACCAGUUCUCCUGGCACUUCACGCUAUAAAGAAAGAGCAGCUGCUACAGCUAGAGCUAGAGCUAGCUAUCAAAUUGCAAAGAUGUCCAAGAGUAGUGAGCCACACGAGGUUGACUACUAUAAUCUCCUUGAUCAGACGCUGUAUCUAGCAUCCCGUAUCUACGAUGACCCGAAAACACCCCCCACCCCCCUGGAUAUGCACUCGGCCUGUGCUAUCGGUAGCUACCAGAGCGUUAAAGACGCCAUCGAAGGUGGAACCGACUACAACAAAAGAAACAAACCUGGAUGGACCCCCCUAAUGUAUGCGUGCUACGUUGGUCAUGACACUGUCGUCAAUUUGCUGCUUGAUUCGGGGGCGGAACCAUCUAGGGGAACCCCCUCUGGACUCACACCUCUCAUGGUGGCCGCAGGAUGUGGGAACGAGUCUGUGUGCUACUUCCUGUUACAGGCUGGUGCAGAGAUCGACUCCCAGGACACUAAUGGCUACUCUGCCGUGGUGCAUGCUGUGAGGCAAGGUCACCAGACUGCCGUACAGCUGCUGUUAGAGGCCGGAGCCGAUAUCGAGCUUAAGGAUUAUGAGCACGGCUACACUGCCCUCAUGCAAGCCUGCAUUGAAGGUGAUGAGAUCAUCGUCGAUGUCCUGGUCGCCUGUGACGCAGACUUGAGUGCAGUGGACAACAACGGGGAGACUGCUCGCUCGCUUGCCUACAAGCAUCACCACGUCCGCACGGCCACGCUAUUGGACAAUGCCAUCUUCAUGUUCAAGCAAACCCCAGACAACUCUGGUACACUUCCUUCCAUCCCGGACGCUAACAACGAUGAUGGGGGCAAAGAUGGAGAGGGAGAUCUCUUCUCGGGUGCCAAAGAUGCGGAGACGUACCAGCAAAGCCUCAUCGUCAAGAAGAGCAUCCAGGAGAUGUUGGGACGCCGCGCUGGACCACGCUGGAGUCUGCCUCAUGACUACAUUGCUGCUCGCAGAGCGAGUGCCCCGGCUGCUCAGGAAAUGACUAGCCAGCAAAGAAGACGUCUUCUCAGAGCAGCUAUGUCGAUGCCAGAUAGAGAUGAGGAUCUGUCCGAAGAAGAGCCAGUUGUGGAUCGUCAGUUGGCAGAGUUUCUGACAGAGUUGAAUCUGGAGAAAUACAUUGAAGUGUUUGAACAUCAAGAAAUAGAUUUCCAGUCCUUCCUCAGUCUAACUGACGAAGAACUCAAGAGAAUCGGAAUCACAUUGAUGGGACCACGUCGGAAGAUCUCAGUGGCGGUGGUGGAGUACCGACAGAGACAAGCAGAGGAGGAAGACGCAGCUCCUCUCAAGACACACACACCAGACAAGAUGGCGGAGAGUGGGCGUAGUUGUCAUGGCGAGGACGAGGGGGACACUAUCGGAGCUGACUUACCAGCGUUUAAGAAGAAAGGUCGUCCAAUGCUAGUGAAGCAAUCAAGCACUGACGUCACAGCCGCCUAUCGCACUGCUCUUGAGAAAGUUGAAUAUCUCGAGGAACAGCUGGCUAAAGAGAAUCAGUUGCGCAAGACCACCGAUGGCUACAUCCUGAACUUGCAGACCUCGCGACAGGAAGCAGUGAGCCAUGUCAAUCGUGUGAGGGGUGGGCAGAAGGACACGGCCAAGCACUUCAAAGCAGUCCAAGUGACGUAUAAGAAGCUAUUUGACGAGGUGGAGUGUCUGCGUCUCCUGAGCACCUCGUCAGUUGUGGAUCCAGAUCAGCUGCACAAACUCUACUCUGAGAUUGUCACUCAGUGCUCUAAGAUGGGUAUGGAAUUUGAAGCUCUCUCAAGGAGUGUGGAGGCCUCUAAAGAAGUCACUGAGUCGUUGGCCUAUCAUUUAGGAGGACUAUAGAAUGAUUUAAUUUAUUUUUAAUUGUGCAUUAAUUUUGUAUUGUGUAUUACACUCGUUUUUAAGCCGCGGAUAAAAGUAUUAUUUUCGCGGCUUUGUCUCGAAAGAUAUAACAAAUUUUGCCUGGAGAA
Molecule: messenger RNA, 2083 nt
Organism: Halichondria panicea
Lineage: Eukaryota; Metazoa; Porifera; Demospongiae; Suberitida; Halichondriidae
Exons: 14
Coding region: 186-1955 (589 amino acids)
Cellular component (GO): cilium
Molecular function (GO): protein binding
Source: RefSeq, a predicted model, not a curated record